This is a messenger RNA of Soboliphyme baturini, 444 nucleotides long. The record is from the annotation of a GenBank genome assembly. NCBI's taxonomy places the organism in Eukaryota, Metazoa, Nematoda, Enoplea, Dioctophymatida, Soboliphymatidae.
AUGGAAUUAAUUAAACCGAUUGAAGGCAAAGCGAAAGGCGUAACGUUUACGAUCUGGGACGUAGGUGGCGAGGAGAAAAUAAGGCCCCUGUGGCGCAGCUAUAUCCGGCACACGGACGCGAUUGUGUUCGUGAUUGAUUCGGUCGACCAGGAACGCUUUGAGGAAGCGAAGCUGGAACUGACCAAUUUGUUGCGGUGUCCAGACAUCCGGUCGACGGUGCCUAUCGUCGUCCUGUCCAACAAACAGGACUUGCCCGGUUCGAGGAAUGAGCGCGAGGUCACCGCUUCCCUCGGCCUUACUGACGCGCAUUCGUCCCACAAUUUUCAGUUCAUCGAAUGCUGCGCUGUCACCGGCGAAGGUCUUGAGAACUUUUUCGAUCUCCUCUACACUGCCAUUCUCAAUUGCCAAAAACAGCAAAAAACCAAACGAAGAAAUAAGCGGUGA